Molecule: messenger RNA, 4920 nt
Organism: Spirometra erinaceieuropaei
Lineage: Eukaryota; Metazoa; Platyhelminthes; Cestoda; Diphyllobothriidea; Diphyllobothriidae
Source: the annotation of a GenBank genome assembly
AUGGCUUUGGUUGACUAUUCGUCAAGUGAGGGUGAGGAAACACUAGAACUUCCUCGAUCUUUGGAGCAAUUUGUCAGUGAUGAGAAGAGAUUCUCCACUCAGCAGGGAAGAAUGAGUUCCCACCAAACCGGCCGUGUUCGAAGCUUUCCACACAUACACGGGAAUUGGGCUUCCUGUGUAUUUAUUCCAGGUUUGUGAAUUUGAGUUUUACGUCACCACUCCUUAAUAUCAAAAUUGGUGCUUUCUAUGCCAAAUUUUGCAAUGGUUUAGGUAUUUUCCAUAUUCUAUAUCUCAUAUACCUUAGGGCCAUCAGUUUAGCAACUUCGUUUAGUGAGUAGUACUUGGUCGACCUCUUUUCGAGUGCGGCCCUCCUGUUCACCUGUCUUGACUGUGUAUGGUUCGUUCAGUCUUCACAGUGUCUCGAGUAAGACCAUGCAACAGCUGUCGUCCACUUACGACGUCAUAGACGAUUUUAACAAGAUUCCGUUGCCGUCGUCAAACCCCAUGGAUGUACACCGUUGAAGUGGGUUCACAUCCUUCCCCACUGCAUCUAUCAGCGCCUGUAGCGGUUAGUGAACAGGGAUGGACCUAUGGCCUUAAAUGUGAUUACUGCCGUCUGUCUGCUGAGCGCUCAUCCGCACAGCCCUCGUUGGUGGCUGUUCGUUUAUUGGAUUCGCGUUAGAUUCAUUAGUCCUGUAAGAUUGGCCAUAGCCGUCGUAUGCACUUUAUAUGAAAAAAAUCACUUUUUGAGACACCCAUGCCUUCGACCAAUGAUCUGAAAGUUGAGACAUUUUCCUACACGAUCGUGUUAGAACAGAUGUCUCCGGGCAUGCACUGUAAAUCCUUCCGAAUUGUGGGCUGCCACUUCACUAGGCAGUAAUCUCUGAAAAAGUCCCCCGAGGCUUAUUGUUGCUGUUGUGUGAUGGCUCUGGGAAGACGAGCGUUUUCGCAUCUUUCCCCACAUUUUGUGUCUCUCAAGUACAUGUGUUCGGGAUCCCAUGGAGUUGCCGCAUGUCGCGAAGAAUUUUCAAGACUUCAUAUAACAACCUGCACCUGUUUUUCCUUCGCGAAAGUAAGUCUGUUUACGUGUUUUCAGAAAUUAUCUUUGUUCUACGUUUGGUUGGUUUUAUAGUGAAUAUCUCUCCAGUGUAGGACAAGACGUUCCCAAGAGCUGGCUAUCAGUAAAGCAACAGUUAUCAAAGUAUCACUAACUUAUCCGGUUUCUAAACCACCAGCCCAACCUUUUGCCUCGACCAUAUUUUAUCUUUAAAGUACGGCAUAGCGACUAGCCAACUCAUACAGCUUGAAGAAGAAGAAGAGUCGAGCACCGGAACAAUUCGUUUAUUAUCCUGAGCUUUCAGACUCGUACAGGAAUCCAUCGUCAGAGGUAGUGGCAGAAACAGGACAAGCGGCAGUUAUAAGGCACGUAGACCCAAUCAUCGACCGACGUCGCACGACUGGAGGUGACUACGAAGGGCUCUGUACGCCGGCGCCAGAUCGAUAAAUCGAUUGACCGAGUUCUCAUCCGAGGCCCAGGCUUCAAUCAAUUCUCGGCCUGUUUUGUUUCCGGCGUGGGCAACUAUUUUGGUGGCUGCGAAAUCAAACUCGUGACCCAUUCCGGUGCUCGACUCUUCUUCUUCUUCAAAUAUGUAUACACCUGGAACUCGAAAUUUCGCCUUCAUUCGUGAACUCAUACAGCCUCAUAGCAACACACGCUCAUGCAAGUUGACCCAGGAACAAUAGGGCAGUUUUUAUGUGGUCGGCAGCGAUUACGAUUUCAUUGUGAAUUUCCGCCGAUCGUGCACCGAAACCCAUAAUGCAUGCCGAUGGAAUAAGUCGGAAAAUCUUUGCUAUGUAUACUGGCUAGAACACGCUGUUUAGAAAAAAAAUGUAAUACAAAAUAUACACCACCAAGUACCAGUGAAACUUUUCGUGACAACACCGAAAAUGCAAGCAAGGCUUGCAUUGUAAGCGUGACGCAACGCACUCUGAUGUGUACAAAUGAACUAGUUAGACUAGACAAGCUCGAAAAUCCACAACACCAUUUCCGAUGGUCCUCAGGCUCAAUUUGGCGUAAGGAUAGGUACAUAUGCCAUGAGCUCAGAAGUAGUCAACUGUUUGAUGUUGGACAGUUUUUCAGCUGUCAUCUGGGUUUGUUAUAUUAAAGCCUUUGUUUUUUGCAUUGAGCCAAUUGUGUUUAGCUAUGGAAGAUACGAUUUGUCCGAGUUUUCACUUAGAGAUUUCUUGUUUUGCGUUAUUUAAAGACACCGUAAGAUCACAAGUUGAUUUUGGCCAUCAGCAAAAAGAAUUGGGUAUGGUUACCCCAUGUAACCAUGCUUCUGUCAUUUUCUGUCAAGCGUAAAACAAGGGCCUUUCAGGGUUUUCACCAAGUCAAUUGUUAGGUUUUAGUGUCGUGUUCGCGCCUUGUUAACCAUCUCGUUUCGGUCUUGAGUUCUGCCACCUACCCUGUGUAUAUACGGUAAGUGAUCUAUCCCAUGAGGUGUUAAGCGGAAUUCUGAAAAGCCUUUUCAGUCGGUAGGGAUUGUGGGAUUCGUAAUAUUGGUUAUUUUCCAGAAUUAUCCUAGGAUAUUCCAGUCAUGCCAGACUGGCAUCUUUUAAACGCGUCUCCUACCGGCCGCCUGUGAAAACUACGCUCAAUAAUGGCGACCACUUAGGUAAUAUGCGCGUUUCCCAUUGAUUUUCAAUGAACUCUUAAAUCAACCUAUGUUUUAUAGGAAACAUGUUCAAAAUAUCAGUCAUCAUAUUCGUCCAAAGCCAAUCGCGUCGUAUUCAAUUUUUUACAUGCAAAAGGGUCUUUUUCAGCACUUAUUUUUUUCUUCAAAUUCCGAAUAAAUGGCGACAAUCCGACCUGCUGUUGCACUUACUUUUAUGGUUUUCAAACUAUGAGCUGCAUACUUCCUCUGUGAGAAAAAUCCUAUGCUCCCCUAUGCAAUCGAGAAGAUAUCGUAUAGUGCUCCUAAAAUUUUGCAGCGGGUGUUGCCCAUGUAUAGACGGCCACAUAAGUAGCCAGUUUUUGCAGUUUUUGCAGGCGAUCAGCGAGCAGGACGUUUAAAAGCUGGCAUCAUGGUGUAACUGAAAUAUCAUGAGAUUAUGCUGCCUGAUAAUCACUCUUAUAAACCCGUCUAAGUAAUCCUUUCUAAUCGAAAAAGAAUUUCAGCAUUUCGGUUAACAUUUCAUGAGAUGGGUCACUCGCUGUAGCACUGGUAAACGUAAUAUAUCUAUCUGGCGUUUUACACUUUCACUGAAGUACAUCGCCGGCAUACCAAAGACAUUCCAAGGAGGUAGACAUUACUCAUAUAGUUUGUCUGGGCUCUGACAGGCCCUUCCGUCUUUUGUCUCACUGAUCCAGGAACCGGCGACUAGCUCAGUUUACGGUUGAUUUAGUGGCCAUUAGAAUGUUAGGCUUUGACCAUUUUUCCGGGUAUUUUGUUUUCGGCCCUUCCGAGUACUUGUGUUCGACACAAAGGCAAAUAGACACUUAACAUAGUAGAUGAAUGUAGACAUGCUCUCAUUCGGGGGCGGACCUUUGGACUGCUUGAACAUCUGGCGGGUGGUGACCUCUGGCUAGCGUCCUGAGUGUAUUUGGAAUAUAGUCGAGCCAUAUAUUCAUUCAAGAGUAGGUGGACGCAGAUCUGUUUGGUCUCCCAGAGCAAACACGCUCCGACUGGUGUGAUAGGGGUCGCCAACAGGAUGCAAAGCGGCCAAGCUAGACCGACAAAGACAUCGGGAGACUCAGACAGCGUUGCUUUGAAUCUAUUCAUGCCUAUAAAUCACCUUAGCUAUAACCAGCUAUCGGAAACAAACGUGCCCACUCAUACUACUCAAGUCCAAACAUUAGUGGUGGGUUGUCAGUACCACCGAACGUCGGAAUCUCGCCACCCGCCUGUCUCUGGGCUAAAUCAAGUAUUUAUUCCCAUAGACUUAGGCGCACAACCGUCUUCGUCUCCCCAGAGUAGAUGCCGAAGCAUGCGGUUUCUAGCAAAAUACUUUCGAAGGCUGCCAUUUGUGCCGCAAACUGUCUUAUUCUUGAGCUCCUCUGUUGUAUGUCGUGAAGAGUCACGUUUCACAAGCUGCCUUCUAAAUUAUAGUUACAUCCUUGCUCUUAAUGAUGACUUUCGACUUUUGAAUUCAGUUAAAACAAUUAAAUUAGUCUUUGAUGACCUGAAUCAUAACUCGGUAUCGACCUCUUCUUUUGUCCUUGUUACAGCUCCCGAAGACAUGUCUGCCUUCUUUCGUGAGAUUAUGGACGCCGUCGAUCCCUUCUUGAUUAACUGCUCUUCUCAGUUCCACUCAGUCGAGGAUCCCCACCUAAGCCUCACAAAAACAUGGCCAAUUCUGCACCACUGGAUAGAUGGCUUCGCACGGUUUGUAGCGACUGUGGCUUCAGAAAAUGCACGGUACUCACUACUUUGUCAUGCAUUCACACCUGUAGGUUUUCCGUUCAAUUAAGUGGACCGACAUUUUUAACAAAUGAGGAGAAAACAAGGUUGUUUUUCCUAUUGUGUAAUGUUCACUUCCAGGUCAUUUCUGGCACUCACUAUCGCUCCAUCAGAUAGGGGACCUUUACACAGCCUGGUUAGUCGACUUGAUGAACAAGUUAUCGCGCUCCGGGGCGAAAAGUAUUACCAGGUAGGCUCUAUCUCCUGUUUGUCGUAAAUGUUACAUUAUCUCGUAGGAUCCUCUCUUUCAUUUUAGUAUAGGCUGGUGCGUUGGCGAUGUUCAUCAGAACAUGUCAUCAGAAUCACGGAAAGCAUGUCUAGUGGGCCUUUCCGUUCUUUUAUCUAAUGUUUCUAGGAUUUUAUUGAAGAACAUUUCGCUCCCCAAAUGUCAAACCAUUUUGAAUUAUCACGCCUUAUUUUCAAGUCCGGUAAUAAAGAAUACAAUUUUACACUUUCGUGA